UGCUGCGUUUCACACUGUUUGAAAUGUCAGAAACUCCCGACACACUGAUUAGUCUUGAAGAGUUAGAAACUAUGUUUAAGGAUAGGUAUACGGACAAGGAUGUUAAUUAUCAAAACUACUUGUCGAAUGCCAAUGUACCACCCCCUGUCAUACCUCAUUGGGAUGAAAUAAAUCGGGAAAGAUUCAAUCAUCGGGAUCGGAGAAAUGAUAACUACAGAUUCCAGAGAAACAACUUCCGACGUAACAGUUUGGAUUAAUUCGAUUCAUUAUCAGAUCACGAAACUUUAGGGUAGUUUUUGUUUGAAUAAACGUUUAUACAAACUUCUGCUUUAUUUCGACUUAGAAAAUGUAACUACCGUAAUUGGGAAACUGAAAAAUUUAAUUCGUUCCAUGAAAGGUUUAGAAUUGUUAUUUUUGAAGUGCUUAAGGAUCGUCUUGUUGAUUUGAACUGACGGUUCUAUAUUCCUUGGUAUGUCACUGGUUAUUUUGGAGGUGCUUACCAUCAUACUAUCAUUUAAAAAAGUUAUUGUCGGUCGAUUACUGGUUCUAAGAACUUUAUUAUUAUGUGUUUUGAUAUAUUGAAAGGUGGAACACUAUAGUUAAUAGACUUCUGAUUAACCAUAUCUAGCUUUUCAGUUCUUCUGUCUUCAAACAAAGACCUGAAUAUGUUUUCCGAUUGUUCGCCAGAUUAUAUAUGAUUUUCUUAGUUUCAAUGCCGGGGUUGAACUUGAUAGAUUUUUAUUCACAAAUUAAUACAGUGACAUGUCAUACGAAUUCGCCUUGACCAAAAAUAGCUUGACAUUAAAAUAUUCAGACCUAUUAUGACUUGUACUAACAAUAUCCCGUAUUGUUUCCUUUGUACUAUUUAACAUUGCGUUAAUUUUAUUUCAUUUAUUUAUUUAUUCUGAAGAAGUGGCAUACACUAAGUCGCGCAACGUCAUAAAUACAAUUUUAUACUCAUUGAGAUAUCACAAAAAAUAUGUUUGUUGUAUAUGAUUUUACUCUAUAUCUGAAGAAACCUUAUUGAUCGUUUCCAAGCACGUGAAAAUAUCAAUCUUGCAAUAAAUUGUAAUGUCUCCGGUUAUUGAUUUGAUUUAUUCAGUUAAGCGUAGGCUACUGAUGUUGUUAGUUUCAGACAGUACGAUACACUAAUUUUCGUUAAUAUCGGGAAAACUUAUUAACUUGUUGGUCCUGUCAGUUCAUUCAUUUCAGUCAGAUAUUGUUUACUGUUGGUGGGUAUAUUAACCAGACUUUCAUCGAUUAUGAAUCUUACUCUGGUUAUUAACUAAAGGUGAUUUUUUGUCAAUUGCCUUUGCAUUUAUUCCUAACUUGACUUUUUUAAUGCAACAUGUAAACGUCCAUUGUAAUAUGCACUCUGAAAACUUAAACAAUCAAAUUAAUUUGAAAUUGAUUCUCAUAGUGAAGUUAUUUUAGCGAAAGAACUACUGACAUCCGUAUUUCGUAGGUCGAAACUCCUCAAUGACAUACACGUUUUACCCCAUUCAGCUGAUGCGAAUUCGUGUUGACAAUCGUCUUCAGAUUAUGCAAAGCAAUUCACACAGUCAUCUGAUAAGCCAGUUCAAUUAGGUAGCCCCAGUCUCUUGCAAGGACUUAAGAGUGUAGUUUACGUAACUUGUAAAACUUUAUGUCAGAAACGUUUCAAUCCAUGAUCGUGAAUCUGUCGUGAAAUAUUGCCAUAUAUCAAUGCAAAUGUUAAGAUAAUCUAUGACUGUUCACUAAGUCGCGCAGAAUAAAAUGUGUGCGACCCCAUGACUUAUCAAUAUGCAACUUAGUGAUUCAUUUAAGUAGUAUUCCUCAUGUUUUAGACUAUAAAGUAUUGUGAAACGUUAAAAAAUUUCAUUAUCAUGAUUAUAACGAACUUAUAAAAAUGAAAUAAAUUCUCAUUACCAGCCAGAUUCAAGUAGACAAUCCGUUAUUAUUAAACUGAAUCAUUCUUUUAAAAUGGUUGCGAAAGAUAUUUUGGUGAUAAUCAGAUUAUGAAAAAAAUUAGACAUUUUUGUCGAAUUUGUUAACUACACCCUUCAUUUAUAUGACAAAUAACCGAAGUGCAUAACAUAAACAUAUGUCACUUCAUUGCCUUAACUUGUCUAACCAUGUACUACAGCAUGAUCGCAGCAUAAAUAUUUCUAUUUCAUAAAAAAGGUUUUGAUACCAACAUGAAAUAAUUAAGAAGAAUAAAACAAUGCAGUGAACAUCUUUUCCGGAGAAUGAAACAUUCCUAUAUUCUGUAACCGUAAAUCGCGACCCCUGAACUAUUUUAUAUAACAAAUUUGGGAGGUGAUUUAGUAUCUGAAGCAAGAAUGAAUUUUUUCAAUAAGAAUAUACCAUUAUAUUUUUAUUUGCAUGAAAAUACCUUAUGAUUACUGCACCCAACUGCACCACAAGACAAGCCCUCACAUGGGAUCCUCAAGGCCAAAGUAAACGAGGAAAGCCAAAUAACACAUUACGGCGAGAAAUUUAGACAGACAUGAGAAAAACGAACAAAAAUUGGAUAGAACUAGAAAGGGGAGUUGAAGACAGCGUGGGUUGGCGAAUGCUGGUCGGCGGCCUAUACUCCAUUAGGAGUAACUGGCGUCUUCCUCCUUACCGUAUUAUUACUAUAUUUGCCUACUCAAUAUUGGGUAAUAUUUAUUCUCUAAAAUGUUCUGUAAGUGAAUAAGAAUGUACAUUAGUAGUAUGUAAUGUCGUGUGAUUUUCCGAUGAUAAUUACUUGUCUUAUAAUAAAACUUGUUUUUUAAGGCAAAUAACUCUUCUUUGUCAUUUCCAGGAAGUAAUUCUCAUAUCUUAUAAUAACUACACCGUUUAGGCUACUACUGCGAUUAUCAAUGAUAAUUUUAUCUUCAGUCACCUCCAAUCGAUGCUCUUACCGCUACGUGAAACUUGGAAAUUUGGAUUAUACUACUCACAAAUGUUAAUCAGUAGCACCUUUAGAAUGACAGUUUAAUCGCCAGAUUGAUACUACUUUACAGACCAUUGUAGUUGCAUUCUAUGAAUAUUUCUUUUAUUAAAAAUUAUUUCAUCAUACCUUUAUUGACUGGCCGGACUUGACACUUUUUAGUUUUAUGAUUCGUCCAUCUUCACAAAUUUGUCGUUCGGGCCAAAGAUAAGAUAUUUUCAACCCACAUCAGUACUCAUAAUGUCGAAAAUUUUGUAAAUGGUUUUCGUUCCCAUCAUUGACCUAUAAGUUAAAUAUAUGUCAGCUAUUCAACAAAAUUCUGGAGACUAACGUCUUUAAGAUUUCCCCUACUUAUGGUUUUCACAUUAUCUCCAAUUUUCUGUCUAUAAUUUUUAAUAUAAUAUUCGGGGUAAUAUCCUUUGACGUCUAUCAUCCAGUUGGUUUUUGAGCUGAGAUAGAAACGUAUGCUGACCUAUUCUUCCAAUUUAGUGUAUCUCGAUAUUGUCACAGUUUACCUUCCAAAACUAAUAUCCUGCUAGUUUCCAAUUUUUCCAGUCUUGAGUUUCGUAAAAAACAGAAUGCAAAGAUUUUGUAGUUUUCUUAGCUGGUUUAGUUCCGGAUUUCGUAUACUGUCUACUUGCUGUUCUUGAGUAAUAGCAGUGCUGAAUAAAAUAAGCUCUAGCUCAGUGUUAUUAGGCUUCCUCUUCAGCAUACAUUAAACUAAUCAUCAUACAAAACAAUUUAUGAUUGGGAAAUGAUAAGCCAUUUAGAGGAAAUUAAUAUUUCUUUCAUUUAUAACUCCAUUAGUAUAAAAUAGAUUCUUACUAUUUCCAUAUGAUAGG
Molecule: messenger RNA, 3759 nt
Organism: Schistosoma bovis
Lineage: Eukaryota; Metazoa; Platyhelminthes; Trematoda; Strigeidida; Schistosomatidae
Source: the annotation of a GenBank genome assembly